Messenger RNA from Impatiens glandulifera, 3662 nucleotides. RefSeq names its product guanylate-binding protein 3-like. Bases 90 to 3317 code for a protein of 1075 amino acids. Gene Ontology annotation, molecular function: GTP binding; GTPase activity. Lineage: Eukaryota; Viridiplantae; Streptophyta; Magnoliopsida; Ericales; Balsaminaceae. The transcript is spliced from 14 exons. The record is from RefSeq and is a predicted model, not a curated record.
ACCAAGGCACCCUCUGUAAAGUCUUAAAGAAGAAUAAAGCCGAAGAGCAACGAUUGAUCGAUCGAUCGAUCAAACGAAAGACGAAAACAAUGAGGAGAUUCUUCUCCAGAGGCUCUGACGAAUCACCUCCCCAUACCUCUCCUGAACCCUCCAGUCCGAUUUCAUCGUCUUCCAUAACCGGUCCUCCCAGACCCAUCCGUCUAAUUUAUUGCGACGAAAAGGGUAAGUUUAAAAUUGAUCCUGAAGCUGUUGCCAUCCUUCAACUCGUCAAGGAGCCCAUUGGCGUCAUAUCUGUUUGCGGUCUUGCUCGCCAAGGCAAGAGCUUCAUUUUGAAUCAGCUUCUUGGAAGGAGCAGUGGUUUUCAAGUGGCAUCAACUCAUAGACCAUGUACUAAGGGACUUUGGUUGUGGAGUGCUCCCAUAAAGAGAACUGCUCUUGAUGGAACUGAAUAUAAACUUCUUUUAUUGGAUAGUGAAGGAAUCGCUGCUUAUGAUCAAACGGGAACUUACAGUACACAAAUAUUCUCCUUAGCCGUUCUCUUGUCAAGCAUGUUCGUCUAUAACCAGAUGAGCGGUAUCGAUGAAGCAGCACUUGAUCGCCUUUCGCUUGUAACUGAGAUGACUAAACAUAUCCGUGUAAGAGCAUCUGGAGGACAAAGUACAGUUUCUGAGCUGGGGCAGUUCUCUCCUAUUUUCGUCUGGCUUCUGCGGGACUUCUAUUUGGACUUGGUGGAGGAUAACAGGAAGAUUACACCACGUGACUACUUGGAACUUGCCCUGAGUCCAUUACAAGGCACUGGAAGAGAUAUAGGUUCCAAGAAUGAGAUUCGUGCAUCUAUUCGAGCCCUUUUCCCCGACAGAGAGUGCUUUACACUUGUGCGGCCGCUAAGCAAUGAGAAUGAAUUACAGAGACUUGACCAAAUUCCAUUGGAAAAGUUAAGGCCAGAAUUUAGAUCUGGUCUAGAUGCAUUGACGAAGUAUGUUUUCGAAAGGACAAGACCAAAACAAGUAGGUGGCACCAUAAUGACGGGGCCUAUUUUUGCCCGAAUAACAGAGUCAUUUCUAGAUGCUUUAAAUAAAGGUGCUGUGCCCACAAUAACUUCCUCGUGGCAGAGUGUUGAAGAAGCAGAGUGUCAAAGAGCGUAUGAUUUGGCUACGGAAGCUUAUAUGAAGUCCUUUGACCGGUCUAAGUCUCCUGAAGAAGCUGUGCUGAGGGAAGCACAUGAAGAAGCAGUUCAAAAAUCGACGGCCAUUUUUAAUGAUAGUGCUGUUGGGAGUGGUUCAGUGAGGCAUAAUUUUGAAAAGCGUCUCCAGAAGUUUGUAAAGAAGGCAUUUGAGGACUUUAAGAAAGAUAUUUUUAGGGAGGCAUACUUGCAAUGCUCCAAAGAAAUUCAGAACAUGGAAAAGACAUUACGGUCAGCUUCUCGUGUUCCUGAUGCAAAAUUUGGUCUUGUCAUUAAGGUUCUUGAUGGCCUUGUAUCUAAGUAUGAAGCUUCAUGUAAUGGUCCUGAAAAAUGGGGGAAGUUGGCAACAUUCUUGAAACAGAGUUUGGAAGGCCCACUCCUUGACCUCGUCAAUAAGCAAAUAGAUCAGGUUGUGUCGGAAAAGAAUUCUCUAGCACUGAAAUACCGCUCAAUUGAAGAUAAAAUGGUCUUGCUAAAUAAACAGCUAGAAGCUAGUGAGACUUAUAAAUCCGAAUACUCGAAGCAUUAUGAGGAGGCUAUAAAUGACAAAAAGAAGCUGGCUGAAGAGUAUACUAGCCUAAUAACAAAUAUAGAGAGUAAAUCUAGUACACUGGAGGAGAGGUGUUCCAGCUUGUCAAAAUCUUUGGAAUCUACGAGACAGGAGUCAGCAGACUGGAAAAGGAAAUAUGAACAAGUUUUGUCUAAAAAGAAAGCCAUGGAUGACCAGGCAAAUUCUGAGAUAACUGUUCUGAAGUCACGGUGCAGCGCUGCCGAAGCAAGAUUGGCUGCUUCUCGAGAACAAGCUGAGUCUGCACAAGAGGAGGCUGGGGAGUGGAAAAGGAAGUAUGACAUCGCUUUCAAGGAAGCAAAAGCUGCUCUAGAAAAGGCAGCUGUUGUUCAGGAACGUGCGCAUAAGCAGACUCAAGAAAGGGAAGAUGAUUUAAGAGCAGAAUGGUCCGAAGCUUUGACCGAAAAGGAGGAAGAAAUAAAAGACAAGACAUCAAAACUAGAAUAUGCAGAGCAACGUUUGACAACUCUGAAUUUGGAGUUGAAGGCUGCAGAGUCAAAGAUAAGGAGUUACGAUGUUGAAAUCUCCAAUAUGAAGCUUGAAAUAAAGGAAUUGAAUGAAAGGUUACAAUCUGCAAACGCCACAACUCAAUCUUACGAAAGAGAAGCAAAGAUAUUAGAACAAGAAAAGAUCCAUCUAGAAGAGAAAUACAAGUCAGAGUUUGACAGGUUUGAAGAAGUCCAAGAGAGGUGCAGAAUUGCUGAAAGGGAAGCCAAAAGAACAACUGAGUUAGCCGACAUUGCAAGAGCAGAAGCCGCUCUUUCACAGAAAGAAAAGAGUGAGAUACAAAGAAUCGCUAUGGAAAGGUUAACACGAAUCGAAAGGGCGGAUAGGCAAGUGGAAAUUCUAGAGAGGAGAAACAAGGACCUGCAUCAGGAACUAGAGAGACUCCGCGUUGCCGAAAUGGAUGCCCAAUCGAAAGUCGUCAUGUUGGAAGGAAUGGUCGAUGAAAGGGAGAAGGAAAUAGAAACGCUGGUGAAAUCGAACAACGAACAGAGAACCGAUACUGUCCAAGUUCUUCAGACUUUAUUGGACGCAGAGCGGAAAUCGCAAGUAGAAGCUAACAAUAGGGCUGAGGCACUCUCGAUUCAGUUACAAGCCACUCAAGGAAAACUCGAUUUGCUACAGCAGAAAUUGACCGAAACUCGUUUGAAUGAAUCGGCACUUGAUAGCAAGCUGAGAACUGCUUCUCAUGGGAAAAGGUCGAGGGUUGAUGAUUUCGAUAUGGGGGUGGAAUCUGUUCAGGAUGAUGACAUGGACAUUAACAAUGGAGAAAGAGGAUCAGUUAGAGGAUAUAAAAGAUCUAGAAGUACUAAUAGCCCUUUGAAGACGACUAGCACACCUCAGCAGCAUCAACCAGAAGAUGGAGGAUCGAUUUUUAAGGGAGAUGAUGAUGAUAAUCAGAGCCAGCAGACUAGUUCAGAAGACUAUGCUAAAUUCACUGUUCUGAGACUCAAACAGGAGCUUACCAAGUAUAAUUUUGGGGCAGAGUUGCUUAAGUUGAAGAAUCCCACCAAGAAAGAAAUUGUCUCUCUUUAUGAAAGAUUCAUUCUUCCUCAGAAAUAACUUGGUAAGUAACCCCUUUAGUCUCUAGUGAGUCAGUGUGUGUGUGUGUUGUGUUCCAUAUUGCAAUGAUGGUUUGAAAUCAGUUUUCUUCUAUUUAGAUUGUUGGUUAAGUGUUGUGGAUAUUAAUAUGUUUUCUUGUUAAUUUCUUACUUAUACUGGUUUUGGCGGGAUAAGAACAUUUAGGGUAUGAAUUAGACUACCAGAUAUAUUAACAUUUGUGUUCUGCCAUUAUUAUAACAGGUAGAGAGGAUGUUGAGUUUCCAAUUUAAGCUUUGUAUUAAUAUUGUCAUUAUGAUUGUUGAUGGUGAUUAUGAUAUCAUUAUAUAUUAGUGGGUUUUUAUUGAU